AUGUCCUGGACCCCAAAAGGCGAAGGCGGAGCUCCAGUAACGAAGAAGAUCAACGUCGAGCGACUUCUCGGCGCGCCAUUCGUUCAAUUCUUCUAUUCCGCUGAUAGCAUGGCUGGCAUCGUCUGGGUUCGUACGGAAUAUCACAAGACACCGGUCCAAUCUCAGACCCACCUUGAUCGCUGUCGACUACCAUUCUCGCACGCUGACCCUCAACGUCGUUCGCUCGUAACCUCGAUGCGACCAAGUGCUAUACGGACCGCUCGGACUCAGUGGUCAAGAUCGUUUGGGGCAAGAUUUGGACUGACGUUUCAGAUUUCGUCUGCGGUUACUUUGAUGAAUGAGGUGGGAGCGGAUAGCGAAAUCCAAGGUCUAUUUCGUGUACCUGUACUUUUAUGUCAGGGGUCCACGUCCGAGCCGGCUAACGUAUUCGACAUUCCUGCCGUAUCGGUGCUCGCCCCCUUUAAAUGGAGCUUGACGCGGAUAGGGCGACACGCAAACAGCGAAUUUUGCUUCGGUUAUUCCCUUGGAUUGAAGACACGAGGCAAACGGAGGCUCUUGUUUAUUGUCGCUGGACGCGGCUUGGGCGUCUCUUUCUGGGAAAGAUCACCUUUGUCCAUAAUGAUAACGUCAGAUCGGCGAAUUCUCGGAAUGGACACCGCCGGUCCACCGCGACUGGAUAUGCGGGGUAUCAUUUCUCGCAUUACGAUACAGGUUGCAUUCGCGUUCCUCACACAUCUAGGUUAUCACCGCUCGGAACACGAUUCUCUAGGCCUUCCUACAUUUUAUGACCGCACCCUUGUCAGACCACACAGGCUACAAUGCGAUAUCACUCUCCAGACAGACUCUCCAGUUUCGUCUAUUCACUUAUCCAUGGCAUACUCCGGGAAGUAUUCUCUUACGACGGUGUGCGCCAUUGUGACAGCGUAA
Guyanagaster necrorhizus is the source of this 927-nucleotide messenger RNA. RefSeq lists its product as uncharacterized. The coding region runs from base 1 to 927 and encodes 308 amino acids. The transcript has 7 exons. Lineage: Eukaryota; Fungi; Basidiomycota; Agaricomycetes; Agaricales; Physalacriaceae. The record is from RefSeq and is a predicted model, not a curated record.